CGAGAAUCAUUCAAGCUUCGAUGAUGACGACUCUCUAUCUUCUUCACAUUCACAUUCAAUUAUUGAAGAAGAAAUUGACUUUAGUCUAGUCUAUGCCUUACAUAACUUUAAUAGAAUAGUUGAAGGUCAAGCUAGCGUUGUGAAAGGAGAUUCAUUAAGUUUGUUGGAUGACACAAAUAGUUAUUGGUGGCUAGUUAAAGUUUUACCGACUGAUGAAAUCGGAUAUAUACCUGCUGAAAAUAUUGAAACACCAUACGAAAGGCUAGCAAGAUUGAAUAAACAUCGGAACAUCAAUCUAACAUCCUCACAAAACGAUACCGAAUCGGAUAACUCGCUUCCCAACAUUUCAACAAAGACUGUCACUUUUGCAUCUCCAUUAAUUGUAGCAGAGGAAUCCGAUGAUAAAUAUUAUGGGGAUGAAGAAAAUAAAAAUUAUGUGGGUAAAAUUGAUGUGACUACACAGUUAGUCGUACAGCAUGAGAAAAUAAAUGAUAUACAAUUAGUAAAUGACCCAGAAGAACUAAAAUAUGCUGAUAAGCAAGUAAUAAAUCCUGAAAGUAAUCAUUCUAUGAGUCAAGAGAAUAAUACAAUAUCCAAUAAUUCCGUUAAAGUAACCGGAAGUGAAACCGUUGAAUUUAAUGCUAAAAGAACGGAUGAUGAUGAAGAACUGAAUCAACAACAUAGACAAGAGAAGAAUCAACAACAUAGACAAGAGCAACAACAUGGGCAAGAGAAGAAUCAACAAUAUAUACAAGAGAAGAAUCAACAAAAUAAACAAAAUAAACAGAUAUCACAACAAGGCGAUGAUAUAAGGCAACUAUCACAACGGUCACAAGCAUACCAAAUGAAAAAGCAAGCUGGACAAUUAGAAAAUAAUUUAACAUACGAUCAAUCAACGCAUAAUCCUAGUUCCUCGAACUAUAACAUAGAAGAUGUUAAAGAUAAUAGAUGUGAGGCCAUUAAAGUGUCAUUGGCUUCAGUUUUAAAUAGUGACUUUAUUGAUUUCUCGUUUAUUAAUUUAUCGGAUGUGGAACAUGAAGGAAAAAAAAUAAAGACAAACCUUGGUAGAUCUUUCGAAAAAGCGGGUAAUGCUAGUGAGUCUACAAGAACUAAUGUAGCAUUCAGUGAAUCCAUUAAGAAUGCAGAA
Molecule: messenger RNA, 1147 nt
Organism: Racocetra persica
Lineage: Eukaryota; Fungi; Glomeromycota; Glomeromycetes; Diversisporales; Gigasporaceae
Source: the annotation of a GenBank genome assembly